UUGCUUCUAUCAUUAACACUAUAAGUUUCGAUUUUCUGGAACCUUUCUCUUCCCACAUCAAUAAGCAGUAUGUUGUGUGAUUGUAAAUGUAUUGAGUCGAACAGUUAAAAACAAAUGUAAUUCUAUUACUUUUAUGAAUGGUUUAUUCUUCAUUAUUUCAAAAAUGAAUCAUUGUCUUUUCUCUUUUUAUUUAAUUGAAAAGUGUUGCUCUGGCACGUCGAUGUUGCCAUCAACCCGCACGAUUUCGUCAUCGCAACAUGUAUUUGAUCAGUAAAGAUCAUUUACCUCUUGGUAAGUUGUAAUAAGCAAUUUUUCUUGUUCCGAUGCGGGGCACGAUAUUUCUUCUGUCCUUACGCGUUUCAUUUUUUCCCCUGUUCUUUCCGAGCCUUGGAGUGAGCAAUGUGCCGUUGCAGCCGCGAUUUCGUGCUUUUUUGUCCUCCAAGAUAGGCAUCGCUUCUCGGCCUUUUCGGCUAAGAUCAAAGUGUAGUAUCUGUUCUCGUCGGUUUGAAAGCCGGCGCUGGUCCCAUUGGGACCAGGCUCUUUCAAGCAGAUUUUUGGAUAUCGGCCAGGGUCACCCGGGUUCACUCGGACCUGUGCCACGGAUCGUCUCGAAACUGCAGUGCCGUCGAGUUCGGUCCACUCCCGUCUCCUUCGGGAAACGGGAACCCUCUUCUUAUAAAAUUAAAAAUUAAAAAAAAUAUCAAGUUCGAUCUAUUUUCACAAAUUCCUUAAAUACAAAAAUUACAUUUAGUAAUGAUUUAGUAAUAAAGCAAAUGAUUUCAUCGUUCGCCUGUUUAAAUUUCGAUUUAUCUAUAAUGACAAUAGAUCGAAAAAUCAUGAUCUUAUUUUGAAAUCUUUCAAAUUUAGAUACUCUAAAAGAAUAAAUUCUUUGUCAUUUUAAUAGUACAUUAACAAGUACUCGACCUGCUUCAUCAAUUAGUUCAACCACAUUCGGGUCUUUAAAAUGCGAUGAACCUGUUCGAGUUGAUCAACUCUCAUCAUUUGAUAUAUUAAAGAUCUGUUAUGCUCUAUUAAUCCGAACAUUAGAUUUAUUACAUCGAUUAACACUAAACGAUUGA
This is a messenger RNA of Rotaria socialis, 1079 nucleotides long. The record is from the annotation of a GenBank genome assembly. Lineage: Eukaryota; Metazoa; Rotifera; Eurotatoria; Philodinida; Philodinidae.